Protopolystoma xenopodis is the source of this 516-nucleotide messenger RNA. NCBI's taxonomy places the organism in Eukaryota, Metazoa, Platyhelminthes, Monogenea, Polystomatidea, Polystomatidae. The record is from the annotation of a GenBank genome assembly.
AUGUCGUUCGGCCGCAGUGGAGUGUCCGGCCCAGCAACUAAACCGGUCGCCAUGGCGGCUGGGGAGGAGAGGUGGCGGACCGAGGAGGGCAAUAAGAGCCAGAAGGGUGUGUUGGCGCGACUCAGCCUGGCUCGGGCAGGUGGGGUUGGGGCACAGGCGAUUAAUUGGCCGAGCAUAAACGGGGUGCGAGAGAGGCUGGUACCAUCAAAACAGUGGGGAAGACGGCCAGGCAGAAUGGGGAAGCCCGAGGCCGGACCAAUCGGAUUGCGGCCCAUCGACUGUGCGUCAGGUUGGCAAAAACCGGUAGUCGCCGCAAAACCGGAGGAUGUACCAAAUUGCCCAAAAUGUCUCCAAUACCAACGCCUACGAGGCUCCGGUUUGGCCAAACGGAACGAGCGAUUCGAAGCCGGCCUCAGCCUGGUUCUGCAAUUAUGUCAUGACGACUCUUCUGCUUCAAAGCGACAGUCAUGGUGGAUCUGGGUCUGUAGAUUAGAUUAUGCACAACUGGAUGAUUAA